Carlito syrichta (Philippine tarsier) is the source of this 2643-nucleotide messenger RNA. RefSeq names its product TNFAIP3 interacting protein 1 (gene TNIP1). Gene Ontology annotation, biological process: regulation of transcription by RNA polymerase II; cellular response to lipopolysaccharide; negative regulation of canonical NF-kappaB signal transduction. Lineage: Eukaryota; Metazoa; Chordata; Mammalia; Primates; Tarsiidae. Bases 137 to 2089 code for a protein of 650 amino acids. The record is from RefSeq and is a predicted model, not a curated record. The transcript is spliced from 18 exons.
AGCCCAGCCCUCCUUCCUGCAGAAGCACAGUGAGCCUAGGAGCCUUCGCAGGACAGCAGCCCCCGCCGCACACACCCCGUACUUUCCUGCCCUUCUCCAGCCAGGUGGGCUCCGUGGCAGGGCCUGAGCCACCCUCAUGGAAGGGAGAGGACCGUACCGGAUCUACGACCCUGGGGGCAGUGUGCCUCCAGGAGUGGCCUCCGCAGCUUUUGAGCGUCUCAUGGAGGAGAAUUCCCGACUGAAGGAAAAAAUGCAAGGGAUAAAGACGUUAGGGGAGCUCUUGGAAGAAUCCCAGAUGGAGGCUACCCGGCUCCGGCAGAAGGCAGAGGAGCUGGUCAAGGACAACGAGCCACUCCCGCCGCCUGUGCCCUCCUUGGGCUCCUUCGACUCCCUGACUGAGCUCACAGGGAAGGAUGCAGAUGUCCCGGCACCUCCCGCUGCCCCUGUGUUGCCCAGUGACAAGCCAGCGUCAGUCCAGAAGCCUCCGUCCAGUGGCGCCUCCUCUGAAUUUGAAGUGGUCCCUGCGGAGGAGCAGAAUUCUCCAUCAGAAAGUGGCGGCCGUGCCAGCGCGCUCGAGCUGGGCUCCCUGCCCCGCGAGGAUGGCAACCUCUUGCUGCACCUGCAGCGCCUGGAGACCACACUAAGCGUGUGCGCGGAAGAGCCGGACCAUGGCCAGCUCUUCACCCACCUGGGCCGCAUGGCGCUUGAGUUCAACCGGCUGGCGUCCAAAGUGCACAAGAACGAGCAGCGCACCUCCAUCUUGCAGACCCUGUGUGAGCAGCUUCGGAAGGAGAACGAGGCUCUGAAGGCCAAACUGGACAAGGGCCUGGAACAGCGGGACCAGGCUGCCGAGAGGCUGCGGGAGGAAAACAUAGAACUCAAGAAAUUGUUGAUGAGCAGUGGCAGCAAAGAGGCGGGCUCCGGGCGGCCAGGCUCACCGAGGGCAGAAGCUGCAAGCAGGAAGGUGGUGGCCGGACAGCAGCAGGCUGGCGUGACUGCAGGGAAGGUCCCAGAGUUGGGGGCCUUGGGCACAGCUGAGAAGAAGGUGAAGUUGCUGGAACAGCAGCGCACAGAGCUGUUGGAAGUGAACAAACAGUGGGACCAGCACUUCCGGUCCAUGAAGCAGCAGUAUGAGCAGAAGAUUACUGAGCUGCGCCAGAAGCUGGCAGACCUGCAGAAGCAGGUGACUGACCUGGAGGCAGAGCGCGAGCAGAAGCAGCGUGACUUUGACCGCAAGCUCCUCCUGGCCAAGUCUAAGAUUGAGAUGGAGGAGACCGACAAGGAGCAGCUGACGGCUGAGGCCAAGGAGCUGCGCCAGAAGGUCAAGCAUCUGCAGGACCAACUGAGUCCGCUUGCCCGGCAGCGCGAGUACCAGGAGAAGGAGAUACAGCGGCUCAACAAGGCCCUGGAGGAAGCGUUGAGUCUCCAGGCCUCCCCUUCAUCACCCCCGGCGGCAUUCGGGAGCCCCGAAGGAGCUGGGGGCCUCAGGAAGCAGGAGCUAGUCAUGCAGAAUGAGUUGCUGAAGCAGCAGGUGAAGAUCUUCGAGGAGGACUUCCAGAGAGAGCGCAGCGAUCGAGAGCGCAUGAACGAGGAGAAGGAGGAGCUGAAAAAGCAGGUGGAGAAGCUGCAGACCCAGGUCACCCUGUCCAACACACAGCUAAAAGCAUUCAGAGACGAGGAGAAGGCAAGAGAAGCCCUCAAACAGCAGAAGAGGAAAGCAAAGGCCUCAGGAGAGCGCUACCACAUGCAGCCCCACCCGGAGCACCUGUGUGGCGCCUACCCCCACGCCUACCCGCCCAUGCCAGCCAUGGUGCCGCACCAUGGCUUUGAGGACUGGUCCCAGAUCCGCUAUCCCCCACCCCCUAUGGCCCUGGAGCACCCGCCCCCACACCCCACCUCACGCCUCUUCCAUCUGCCAGAAUAUACCUGGCGCGUGCCCUGUGGAGGUGUUCGAAAUCCCAAUCCGAUCUCCCAAGUGACGGACCUGCCCCCAGCCAGGCCUACAGAACCAGAGCCACUGACCUCAGAUUGCCGAACACCUCGAGGCCAUGUGCUCAUGUGGCCAGAGCCUCAGCUGGCAGGAGGCUAGGAUGGUGACCAGCUCAUGCCCCGGCCCCGACUGGCUGUUUACGAGGCUGAGGAGCAUCCACCCAGGCCUCCACUGGGACACUUCCUCUAGGAGUGACUGGAAAAACUCACCACCCACCUCGGAGUGGGGAGAGGCCUCACCAGCUCUGACUUGCUGUGCUAGAGUGGGGUGCAGCCGAUACCCCGUCCUCCAGAACCUCCCAGAAGCGACACCAGCCCUUCCAGGGCCACAUCCAGUUCACGUGUGAGUCGAGUUUUGGCUUCAUGCUCUGUUGCGGGACCUGCCCACGCCCAUCCCUACCUCUGGAGGAGCUGCAGGAAGAGCAGAAGAGAACACAGGGUGUUCUGGCCCCAGGGCACUCUCCACCCCACCCAUGGUGCCGGCUGGGGCCCCGUCCACACCGCCGACGGGCCCCAGCAUGAAGCUGCUGGGCCCUGAAGUGCAGGCCUUGGCCCUACAGCUGGAGGCCUGUGGGGCCCAGGCUGGGGUGGCUGUCCAUCCCUGGGCAGCGGUUUGCACGAACCUUAGACAUAAAUCCGAGUGGAAGGUCGACA